Rangifer tarandus platyrhynchus (Svalbard reindeer) is the source of this 525-nucleotide messenger RNA. NCBI's taxonomy places the organism in Eukaryota, Metazoa, Chordata, Mammalia, Artiodactyla, Cervidae. The record is from the annotation of a GenBank genome assembly.
AUGGGUCGUGGCGCCUGGGCCGGAAGCGCGCCCUACCGGCCCCGCGGCCCCCGCACGCCUGGCCCGUGCCCCCGCCCCGCUGCGACCCGCCCGCCCGGGGAGCCUCCUACCUGCAGCGGCGGCGCAGCGGCCGCGGCGAUCGGGGGAGGGGCCGGCGAGAUGCGAGCGCGGGCGGCCUCGACUCCUCUCGCAGGCUGGGCGGCCGGGAGGGCCGCGGGCUCCGGAGCGCCGGGCGGCGGCGGCGCGCCCCCGGCCGGCCAGGCCCCGCCGCGCGCGCAGCGGCCACAAAGCCCGGGAGCCGCCGCCCCCUCGCGGGCCGCCCGCCGCCUGCGGGUCCGCAGGCGCCGAGGAGGGCGGGAGCGCGGCCCCGCGCAGUCCCCACCUCCCCAAGACGCGGUCGCCGACCUCCCCCGAGGUUCGGGGCGGGGCGCAGGGGGUCUCCCGCCUAUCCACCCCUCGCCCUCCUGCCCGACAUCCUUGGGUUUAUUGAGUUCCGUCUUCCCACCUCGGCGGACGAGCUCCUGA